GGCAGCAUUGGCCAGCAUCUGCGGGCUGUGUCGUCUUGACCAAUACCAUUGUCUUUGGACCCUGCUGUGCCGGCCGUCUUGCGACCCACUACGAAGUACGUUCGUCUUGAAGAUGAAGGGGGCGAGGCGAAAAUAAGGCAACCAAAGACAGCCCAGGCAGCCCAACUUACACAAAUGAGAAACGGGCGCUUCAAGGUUCAACCCAGACUGUGGGAGGACAGCAUUUCCUCUCCGUCCUAAGCAACUGUUCGACCAGAACGUUACCGACGAGUUGGCCUAGGUAUAGGCAUGACACUCGGGACCAUACCCCUGGGAUUUCACCCAAGGAACCAGUCCGGCCGUGGAAACAAUAUCAUGGCCGAAUCAUCGACAGCGGCUUCGGCCCAGAGAGACUAUGGGUUCAGGACUGACAUGUUGAAUGGGGAUGUAUCGAAUCUUACCUUCAACAACACUGCUACCACGAACAAUUAUAACACAACCGCGAACAAUAAUAGCGCACCUAGUACGGACGAGAGCGCUUUCCUCCGGGCCCUCCAAGUCGACCCUGGGGAACUCAAGACAGAUGCUGAGAAAUCUGUCCCUGGUCGGACCAUCGACGAAUGCUGGAACUGGAUCCUUACCCAUUCCACUUUUGAAAAGUGGUCGGAAAGCCGUGGUACUCAACUACUCUGGAUACAUGGCGGUCCUGGGAAGGGGAAAACCGUCAUGGCUCUCGGGCUAGUCGACGAACUUUACAAUCGAUCACGAGAUCCACAUGUCUUCCACUUCUUCUGCCAGAACAUGAACGACAAAGCGAAUACGGCCAUUUCGGUUCUGCGAGGGCUCAUCCGUGGCCUGGCAUUGAAACAGCGGCAUCUUGUUAUGCAGUUGCUGCGAGACAAAUACCAAUCGCCAGAGGACGUUGAGAAAGCUCCGUUAAAGAAUCUUUGGGUUGAUUUAUUGGACAUGCUCAAAAACCUCCAACUUGAGUCGUCUAAGUCGGUAUAUUUUGUGGUAGACGCACUCGACGAGUGUCGGGACGGGGAGGACCUUCGUGACUUUCUCGACUGGGUCGAACGCGAAAAAUUCGGGUCUUGUCCCUACUCUGUCAAGUGGCUCUUUACCAGUCGCUUUUCGGACGAAUUCGACAGUCGUAUAGGGCCGGGGAGAGAGAGGUUGGCCAUAAACCUAGACAUACUGAAAGAUGUGCGCGACGGCGUGCAUAAGUUCAUCCAACAGGUCAUGAACGGCCGAACUCGGCGCAAAUGGAAUAAAUCUACGCAGGAAAUCGUGCGUGGCUUUCUCCGGAAACGCGCGGAGAGCACGUACAUCUACGUCGCCAUCGUUUGGAAGGAGAUUCGGCACCUCCCGGAACCGAAAGUCCUCGAACGGCUGAAGAGGCUAAAGCAGGGCGGUUACAGCGAUGAGCUCUCUCGGGCAUAUAACUUUAUGAUGAGCCGACUUAUGAAGAAAGAUAAGGGCGACGGAAAUAAACGGCGUCAGGAGAUACUUCGCGUCGUGCUUCUCGCGAAGCGGCCCCUCGGAUUAGAGGAACUAGCGAUUGUCGCCGAUCUUCCGGAGGCCGCCGCCACGCCCGACGACGACGACGACGAUGACGAUGACAAUGAUCAGUGGUACGGCGAUGAUAACGACCACUACGACGACCACUACUACGACGAUGAUGACGAUGCCGACGAACAGGACGACGGCCACGACGAUGAACAGAACGACAUGCCUGUGAUUACUGAACUCAUCCGCCAAUGCGGUCAUUUCCUGGACCUUCGAAGUGGCAAAGUUCACAUCUUUCACAGGUCAGCCAAGGACUACCUCAUGACGUUAGCAACGACGACAACAGCGACAGGGACAGCGACAGGGACAGGGACAGCAGCAGCAGCAGCAACAGAAAACAACGAUAUUGGACAGGCGUUUUGGUCGACUCCAGUUCCUUUAAUCCAUGACGCGAUUGUUCGGCGUUGUAUUGCUGCCAUCCGCUCAACCUCAGAGAUUCGCAAGUUCCCUGACAUCAAUUCCGUUGUCUAUAGGCGGCCACCAGACGGCGAAAUCAAAAGGUUUCACGACACAGCGUACCCGUACGUUUAUUGGAUCUCUCAUGCCAUCGAAGCUGGGGGUCAGUUCUCAGAAGAUGCAAAAGCAACGGUCGAAGACUUCCUCCGAGAACAUUUCCUCCCAUGGGUAGAAAGGACGGCGUACUUGAGGGAAUUAUCGCAUUGCAUAAAUCCGAUCCGAAGGCUGUCGAAAGCGUCGAAUUUGUCAACCGGAUCAAUUGUGUCCAACGAGACAUCGGAGCCCCGGGUAUUGCAAGGGCAGUCGGAAACGAGCACCAAGGCCGAGGCAUCGCUGCAAGGUCUGUUGUAUGAUUCGUUCCGGUUUCUCCUUCAGUACAAGGACAUCGUUGAGCACGACCCUCCCCAGGCAUACUUUCUGGCCAUGUUUUUCUCGCCGACGAGAUCUUUGGCUCGUCAAAACUUUCGGGAACGGGUCCUCUCGUCGUGCUGCGUCAGAGUAAUAAUGAAUGAAUCUGGAUCUGCAUUCGGGGAACACUGGGGCCCUUACUUGUACUCAAUCAACAAAGCCAGCUACGAUUGGGGCGAAUGUCGCGAAAGCCAUACGGGAGACGUCCCUCUGAGCGCGUCCUUUUUUGGGAAGAGACCGUACUUUUCGAAACACCUGGGCUUCUCGAAAGAUGGAAGCACCAUCUUUGCGACUUCUGACCGAGGCAGGAACAUUUUGCGGUGGUAUACUGAGGACGGGAGGGUUGCCAGAUCCUUCGAGUUGCAUGAGGAGGAGAUUGCAGUUUCAAAUCACGGCGAUCUAGUGGCGUCCGUGUCUCCCGAAAACGAGAACAAGAUUAACGUGAGGGAGGCGGAGACCAAUAGCCUACGCUGUUGCAUCGACAUCCCGUCUACCGUUUUUACCGCGUCGUUUUCUCCUGAUGGGAGGAUCAUCGCUAUGGCGUUCAUCGAGGAGAAUAUCACCCACGAUUCAGCAGACUACCUCAUCGGGCUGUGGGAUUCCAUCAGCGGAGACCUCCGGGGAGAGAUCAGGUUGCCGGAAAUGAACAGCGUUCCUCGUCUAGCCUUCUCACCAGAUGGCCGCAGGCUAGCCAUAGGAGGCAACUACCCUACUAGCCUGACUCUUUAUGACACGGAGACGCAGUCCAUCCGUUUGGACCGACGAUUCCAGCUCGAAGAGGGAUCCCUCCUCUUCAGAGAGAAGGAUAAGCUCCUUGAAGAGAGGGAUCUGCACUUCGAGGGCUUAGGUUAUAUAGAGUCUGUCGUCUUUUCCCCGCGUGGAAGUGUACUUGCUUCCCUCCACUGGUUCAAGUUUACUAGUCUCGUGCAUGCUAUGUCCGGCGUUUCCUUGUGGAAACAUGCGUCGGAUUGGGAGUCGGAAACGAGCGCGCAGGUGAUACAUUUGAUAAGCAAGCACGACUGUAUAAAAGCAGUCGCUAUUUCACCAGACGACAAGACAAUAGCAUUGUGUUUCCGGCAUUCUAUUGCGGUUUUGGGUCUAGAUGAACUUUUCGAUACGAACCUUGCAACGGGGAACGCGAUACUCGUAGAAGGACAAUUCAAGAGGCCGGGAGAUUAUAGCAGCUCUGUAGCCCAAUCACUCACGUUCUCGCCUUCCGGAGAAUUCAUCGCUUGUGCGUCUAGUAACGGUCUGAUCAGUAUAUGGGAUGGGCAUGUGUUGUCUUGGCCCCAGUCAGACCGCGAGCAACAACCUUUACCACCGACAAGGGGUCUGAUGUUUUCCCCGGACGGCCGAUUAUGUGGCUCUAGCGUCGCAGGUGGCCAAGGUGAGGGACUCGAACUAUGGGACACGGAAAGCGGUUCUCCCAAACUGAGCCUCGCAGGCAGGUCGUCCUUUGUGGGAUAUAGGAGGUUGCCAUGGGGCUUUUCAUCGGACAAAUACACUCCUAGCAUUAGCCACUAGAGGGUCCAAUGUGUAUAUUUUCGACACGAAAUCCGGCUCUCUGCGACACUCUCUGACGGCUAAAGACAAAAUCCAAUACAUUUCCGCGGUAGCC
Molecule: messenger RNA, 4030 nt
Organism: Sodiomyces alkalinus F11
Lineage: Eukaryota; Fungi; Ascomycota; Sordariomycetes; Glomerellales; Plectosphaerellaceae
Product: YVTN repeat-like/Quino protein amine dehydrogenase
Exons: 4
Coding region: 289-3936 (1215 amino acids)
Molecular function (GO): protein binding
Source: RefSeq, a predicted model, not a curated record